Molecule: messenger RNA, 2117 nt
Organism: Linum tenue
Lineage: Eukaryota; Viridiplantae; Streptophyta; Magnoliopsida; Malpighiales; Linaceae
Source: the annotation of a GenBank genome assembly
CGAACCAAUCUUUCCCCAGAGGCGGGCCUUUUCCAAUUUCCAGUGGGAAAUUUUUUCCCUCUCUGUUAGGGUUUCGGAGAGUGUGCUUUCUUCCCCAUAUCCUCCCUCUCCGCAAUCCCGCCCAAUGCUAACGGAAGGGACGACCCACAAGAUACAACAUCUCAAAGCUUGAAACUUUGAGCCAAGAAAAGGAAGAGGAGCCUUGUAAUGGCGUUCUCGUUCUCGACUCCGCAGCAGCAGCAGCAGACCCCAUCAUUUUUCCAGUCUCAGCCGCAGCAGCAACAACAGCAACAGCCUUUCUCCAGCAGUUUCUUUCCGCAGCAGCAACAACAACAGCAACAACAACAAUCUCAGCUGUUUCAGCCGCAGCAGCAACAGCUGCAACAGCAAACUCAGCAGCAACAAUUGUUUCUUUUUACUAAUGAUAAAGCUCCUGCUACUUACAGCACUAAGUGGGCAGAUCUUCAUCCGGAUUCCCAGAAGCUUCUGCUCCUAAUCGAGGAGCGGAUAUUGGAGCACAGGGAUGAGAGUAACAGGCUAGAUCAGUGUAGCCGUCUUUACGAUUCAUCAGUCUUGAAUGAAGGGUUCGAGCUUGAUGCCAGCCAUAUUGUUCAGGUAUUUUGCCUUUACCUUCUGGAACUUGGGGGGAUUAACACUGCCAUGGAAAGACAAAAAGCUGUGCUGCAUGAGCUCAUGUCCAAUGUCAAAGACAUGUUAAGAAAUACAGAGAUGGCUGUCCGUUCUUUCAUGAUGCUCCGUCCAAGGUUUAUCCACCCUACUGCAGGCGGUUCUUCCAAUGUCACUGCUCCAUCCCAGCCACCAAAUUCUGCCAGCCAACCAUCUUCUACUUCCCUAGGACCUGUAUUUGAUUUCUACAGUGGGCUUCCAAAAAAGCCGUCUCCCUUCCUACAGCAAACAGUUGUCAGAUUCGAGAAGUACUUGGGUGAAUGUCGGCAAUGGAUUGAAGAGUUGGAGCAGCUUCUCCUUUUAGAUUCCUACAGGAACUCUUCCCACCCUGAAUCCACAUUGCUGCAGUCUCUCCCUAAGGUCAUGUCAAAUGUGCAUGACUUUUUCGUCCAUGUAGCUUCUAAGGUGGAGAGCAUACAUCAGUAUAUCGAAUCAAUGAGGACAGCUUACCUUGCGGACCAGCGGCGUCGAGGUGAUGUGAAUGACCCGUUUCUUGAGGCGGAUCGUCGUGAGACUGCGAAACAAGAGGCUGCUGCUAAGAGAGUUCAUCCAACUCUGCAUUUGCCGGCAUCAAAUUCUCAGCCUUCGAAUCAAGUUGCUGGGUUGCUACCUGCACCUGCUGCAUCAUCAACUGCUCCGCAUACAUCUUUGGCAGCAGCAGCAGGACCAGCAGCUCCUUCAGGGACUGGGUUAUCUCUGUUCAGCACACCAUCAUCUUCUGCUCCUGUGUCUUCUAUGUCGGGUUCUUCUUUGUUCGGUACACCAACACCAUCUGCGCCGCCUACAUCUUCUUUGUUUGGGACAUCAUCAGCAUCAUUGUUCAGUCCUGCUUCUACUCCAUCGUUGUUUUCUAAUCCUGCUUCAGCCUUUGCUCCUACCACCACCCCUGCUGCUGCCAGCUCCCCAUUUCCAAAUCCAUUUGCUUCAGGUGCAGCUAUAGCAUCUGGAGCUAGCUUAACUGGAUCGAGAUCAGCUAAGCCAAAAUCGAGAACUAGCAGGCGCUAGUGACAUGCUAUACAAUGUUGAUGCACCCUGGAAAAAUCUGCUGGAAUACCUAUAUCUGCAGCUACAAGUAGAAAUGUCCUUGAAGUCAUUCGACUUGAUUGAUUCAUUUCCAUUGCCCUUCAAUUCUCAAGGCGGGGCACCGACAAGAAUAUAUCUAUCAUCUUGUAACAUUGUACGAUUACGAUAGGCAUAAUAGUAGUAAUCGUCUUUGAUUGAACAUUACUCUGGAACAAAUGUAAGCGGCAAAGCUAGUCUUCUCUCAAUUAUGUCAAGGAAUCUGAAAUUGCCCAUUGAGGGAUCAUUAAAGAGUUUUUGUUGAUCUUUUGUAUGACUUCGUUCUGUGAGCAUAAAAUCAAGUGAGUUCAAGGAUUUGGUUUACAGGCACAGGGUGCUAAAUUGGAUUGAAUAGACAUUUCGAUUGAAUA